Vanessa atalanta (red admiral) is the source of this 652-nucleotide messenger RNA. Its product is annotated as low molecular weight phosphotyrosine protein phosphatase-like. The transcript has 4 exons. Bases 95 to 580 code for a protein of 161 amino acids. Gene Ontology annotation, biological process: protein dephosphorylation. Gene Ontology annotation, molecular function: non-membrane spanning protein tyrosine phosphatase activity; acid phosphatase activity. The record is from RefSeq and is a predicted model, not a curated record. Gene Ontology annotation, cellular component: cytoplasm. Lineage: Eukaryota; Metazoa; Arthropoda; Insecta; Lepidoptera; Nymphalidae.
UUUUUCUCUUUCAAUUCUAAUAUUUUUGUAAUAGUAUAUUUUAACCCUUUUAGGUACUAUUUAUUGUUAAUUAAAAUUAAUCAGAAGUUCUACAAUGUCGACUGCUAAAAGGAAAGCUUUAUUUAUAUGUCUGGGAAAUAUUUGUCGGUCACCAAUAGCAGAAGGUGUAUUCCAAAAGGCGGUAAAUGAUAUUGGAGAUGGUGAUAAAUGGGAGGUAGACAGUGCUGCGAUAGGAAGCUGGCAUGUUGGUAACCCACCUGACUGGAGAGCUCUGGACACUAUGAAGAAACAUGAUGUGCCAUAUAACAACUGUGCGAGGCAGGUAACAUCUGAGGAUUUCAACCAUUAUGACUUUAUAUUUGGAAUGGACGAAGCUAAUAUGAGGGAUUUAAGUAAAAGGGCACCCAAAGGUUCGAAAGCCAAACUGCUAUUGUUCGGAGACUUUGAUCCCCAAGGUGACAGGAUCAUUAGAGACCCUUAUUAUGAUAGUGACUCAUCGGGAUUUGAGAAAUGCUACCAACAGUCUGUGAGGUGUUCAAAGGGAUUCCUGGAGCAGUUGGAGAAAGGAGCGAUUAAAUAAUUUUUAACUUAUUACUCAUUCCAUAUGUAUAUGUAAUUCAUAACAAUUAGUAGUAAAGUAUUAUAAUCUGAA